Podarcis raffonei (Aeolian wall lizard) is the source of this 2740-nucleotide messenger RNA. Its product is annotated as oocyte zinc finger protein XlCOF6-like. The record is from RefSeq and is a predicted model, not a curated record. The coding region runs from base 338 to 2650 and encodes 770 amino acids. Gene Ontology annotation, biological process: regulation of transcription by RNA polymerase II. The transcript is spliced from 3 exons. Gene Ontology annotation, molecular function: RNA polymerase II cis-regulatory region sequence-specific DNA binding; DNA-binding transcription activator activity, RNA polymerase II-specific. Gene Ontology annotation, cellular component: nucleus. Lineage: Eukaryota; Metazoa; Chordata; Lepidosauria; Squamata; Lacertidae.
GGCGGGAGGGGACCCCCCCAAAAAACAUCGAUGUGGCAGGAAAGGAAAUGAGAAUCGGGAGCGAGGACAAAGAGGCAAUGUCAGAGUGACUGACAAGCUGAGAUACUUCCCAGUCAAAGGACCCAUUUUCAUGAUAGACAGUGCUUGGGGCUGGAGGCUCUACACACCGGGUGUGCCUAUGCAGGCCAAAGACUGCCAGUAUUAGCACAGGAUUUCCUUUCCUCCCACGCUGAGGAGGGUCAUGGAGAAGAGAGACAGACUUCCAGGGGAAAGGGCACCUUUGGUUUCAUUAGAUAUAGACCUUAAAAUGUGUGAAAUGUGGAACAUGCUUCAUUGAAUGAGCACACAUAGCUCACAUAAACAAACCCCAAAAGUGGCGAAACCAUUUAAAGGUAUGGAGUGUGGAAAGACUUUCACUGAUAGAACACAUCAGCCGACUCACAUGGGCAAGAAAGGAUUCAAAUGCAAGGAGUGCGGGAAGAACUUCAGUCAGAGUGGACACCUCAAUAUACAUCAACGGACUCACACAGGGGAGAAACCAUUUAAGUGCAUGGAGUGCGGAAGGCAAUUCAGUCAGAGUGGAAACCUAAAUAUGCAUCAACUGACUCACACAGGGGAGAAACCUUUUAAAUGUAUGGAGUGUGAAAAGAGCUUUAGAGAUAAUGGAAAACUUAGAAGACAUCAACGGACUCACACAGGGGAGAAACCAUAUGAAUGUAUGGAGUGUGGAAAGUCCUUUCGUGAUAAUGGAACCCUUAGAGGACAUCAAGAGACUCACACAGGGGAGAAAUCAUAUAAAUGUAUGGAGUGCGGAAAGAGCUUCAGUUUCAAUGCAAUCCUUAGACGACAUCAACGGACUCACACACGGGAGAAACCAUAUGAAUGUAUGGAGUGUGGAAAGAGAUUUAGUGAUAAUGGAAACCUUAGACGACAUCAACGGACUCACACAGGGGAAAAACCAUUUAAAUGCAUGGAGUGCGGAAAGAGAUUUAGUGAUAAUGGAAACCUUAGAACACAUCAACGGACACACACAGGGGAGAAACCAUUUAAAUGCAUUGAGUGCGGAAAGAGAUUUAGUGAUAAUGGAAAACUUAGAACACAUCAACGGACACACACAGGGGAGAAACCAUAUGAAUGUAUGGAGUGCGGAAAGAGCUUUCGUAAUAAUGGAACCCUUAGAACACAUCAGUGGACUCACACAGGGGAGAAACCAUAUGAAUGUAUGGAGUGCGGAAAGAGCUUUCGUGAUAAUAUAACCCUUAGAACACAUCAAUGGACUCACACAGGGGAGAAGCCAUAUGAAUGUAUGGAGUGCGGAAAGAGCUUCAGUUGCAAUGGAAGCCUUAGAAUACAUCAACGGACUCACACGGGGGAGAAACCAUAUGAAUGUAUGGAGUGCGGAAAGAGCUUUCGUGAUAAUAGAACCUUUAGAACACAUCAACGGACUCACACAGGGGAGAAACCAUAUGAAUGUAUGGAAUGCGGAAAGAGCUUUCGUGAUAAUAGAACCCUUAGAACACAUCAACGGACUCACACAGGAGAGAAACCAUAUGAAUGUAUGGAGUGCGGAAAGAGCUUUCGUAAUAAUGGAACCCUUAGAACACAUCAGUGGACUCACACAGGGGAGAAACCAUAUGAAUGUAUAGAGUGUGGAAAGAGCUUUCGUAAUAAUGGAACCCUUAGAACACAUCAACGGACUCACACAGGGGAAAAACCAUUUAAAUGCAUGGAGUGCGGAAGAAAAUUCAGUCAGAGUGGACAACUAAAUAUGCAUCAACUGACUCACACGGGUGAAAAACCUUUUAAAUGCAUGGAGUGCGGAAAGAGCUUUAGUGAUAAUGGAACCCUUAGAACACAUCAACGGACUCACACAGGGGAGAAACCAUAUAAAUGUAUGCAUUGUGGAAAGAGCUUCAGUAAUAGUGGAAACUUAAAUAUACAUCAACGGACUCACACAGGGGAGAAACCAUAUGAAUGUAUGGAGUGCGGAAAGAGCUUCAGUUUCAAAGGAAGCCUUAGAAUACAUCAACGGACUCACACAGGGGAGAAACCAUAUAAAUGUAUGCAUUGUGGAAAGAGCUUCAGUAAUAGUGGAAACUUAAAUAUACAUCAACGGACUCACACAGGGGAGAAACCAUAUGAAUGUAUGGAGUGCGGAAAGAGCUUCAGUUUCAAAGGAAGCCUUAGAAUACAUCAACGGACUCACACAGGGGAGAAACCAUAUGAAUGUAUGGAGUGCGGAAAGAGCUUCAGUUGCAAUGGAAGCCUUAGAACACAUCAACGGACUCACACAGGGGAGAAACCAUGUAAAUGUAUGGAGUGCGGAAAGAGCUUCAGUUUCCAAGGAAGCCUUAGAAUACAUCAACGGACACACACGGGGGAGAAACCAUAUGAAUGUAUGGAGUGCGGAAAGAGCUUUCGUGAUAAUGGCAACCUUAGAAGACAUCAACGGACUCACACAGGGGAGAAACCAUGUAAAUGUAUGGAGUGCGGAAAGAGCUUUAGUGAUAAUGGAACCCUUAGAACACAUCAACGGACUCACACAGGGGAAAAACCAUUUAAUUGCAUGGAGUGCGGAAGGAAAUUCAGUCAGAGUCGACACCUCAGCGUGCAUCAACUGACUCACACAGGGGAGCAACCAUAUGAAUGAUUUGUUCUCAGGAGCUAAGUUUUGUGCCUCACUGUGGUCCCAGUCAUAACUGUAGCCUUUGAAAGCUCAGUAAACUAUUACUGAAGAAGU